UGAAAGCUUUGACUGACCGGAAACGGAUUAGUUAUCCAGAAGGCUAAGCGAGGAAAAACUAGCUACGGUUGCAGUUUGAUGUGAUAACUUACAUAAAAUAAGGGAGGAUGAGCAGCUCCGAAGAGGUCUCCUGGAUAUCCUGGUUCUGUGGACUCCGAGGGAACGAGUUCUUCUGUGAGGUUGAUGAAGACUACAUACAGGACAAGUUUAACCUGACGGGUUUGAAUGAGCAGGUGCCUCACUAUCGGCAGGCUUUGGACAUGAUUCUUGACCUGGAGCCAGAUGAGGAACUUGAAGAUAACCCCAAUCAGAGCGACUUGAUAGAGCAGGCAGCAGAGAUGCUCUACGGGCUCAUACAUGCGCGUUACAUCCUCACCAACCGAGGCAUUGCACAGAUGUUGGAAAAGUACCAACAAGGGGAUUUUGGCUAUUGCCCCAGAGUCUACUGCGAGAAUCAACCAAUGCUUCCUAUUGGUUUGUCAGACAUCCCCGGAGAAGCAAUGGUGAAGCUUUAUUGCCCAAAGUGCAUGGAUGUUUACACCCCCAAAUCCUCCAGACACCACCACACAGAUGGAGCCUACUUUGGGACAGGGUUCCCCCACAUGCUGUUUAUGGUGCACCCAGAGUAUCGUCCGAAGCGACCAGCCAACCAGUUUGUGCCGAGGCUCUAUGGUUUCAAAAUUCACCCAAUGGCUUAUCAACUGCAACUUCAGGCUGCGUCAACUUUCAAGAGCCCGGUCAAGACAAUUCGCUAGAAAACCGCUUUGAGCAACAGACACACACACACUGGACUCAGACUUUGCUGUAUACUACUUGAAGGAAUGGAUCACAUAUCCAACAAAUGCCUGUACAGAUUCCCAAACUCAGUGAAACAGUGAGGCACACUGUGCAGUGGGGGCCAGUUAUUUCUUUUCUGUAUUAAAAUAUUUAACUAAUU
This is a messenger RNA of Gasterosteus aculeatus aculeatus (three-spined stickleback), 937 nucleotides long. RefSeq names its product casein kinase II subunit beta. NCBI's taxonomy places the organism in Eukaryota, Metazoa, Chordata, Actinopteri, Perciformes, Gasterosteidae. The record is from RefSeq and is a predicted model, not a curated record. Gene Ontology annotation, molecular function: protein kinase regulator activity. Gene Ontology annotation, cellular component: cytoplasm; protein kinase CK2 complex.